This is a messenger RNA of Sus scrofa (pig), 1658 nucleotides long. RefSeq names its product SET domain containing 6, protein lysine methyltransferase (gene SETD6). Gene Ontology annotation, cellular component: nucleus. Gene Ontology annotation, molecular function: protein-lysine N-methyltransferase activity; protein binding. Gene Ontology annotation, biological process: peptidyl-lysine monomethylation. Lineage: Eukaryota; Metazoa; Chordata; Mammalia; Artiodactyla; Suidae. The record is from RefSeq and is a predicted model, not a curated record.
GGAAGCGCCCGCGCGGGUGUAGGGGUCGCUGGGGCGAGCGCUCGCGGACCAUGGCGACUCGGGCGAAGCGCCGGCGGGUGGCGGGGCCUGCAGGCGGCGACGACCCGGCCCCGGUGGCCGGCUUCCAUUGGUGCCGGCGGGUGGGCCUGGAGCUGAGCCCCAAGGUGGCGGUGAGCCGGCAAGGCACGGUGGCCGGCUACGGCAUGGUGGCCCGGGAGAGCGUGCCCGGGGAGCUGCUGUUCGUGGUGCCGCGGGCCGCAGUUCUGUCACAGCACACCUGCUCCAUCAGCGGCCUGCUGGAGCGAGAGCGAGGCGCGCUGCAGAGCCAGUCGGGCUGGGUGCCGCUGCUGCUGGCGUUGCUCCAUGAGCUGCAGGCCCCGGCCUCGCCCUGGAGUCCCUACUUUGCGCUCUGGCCCGAGCUGGGCCGCUUGGAGCACCCCAUGUUCUGGCCAGAGGAGGAGCGUCGGCGAUUGCUGCAGGGCACAGGCGUACCUGAGGCCGUGGAGAAGGACUUGGCCAACAUCCGCAGCGAGUAUUAUUCCAUCGUGCUGCCCUUCAUGGAAGCCCACCCUGAUCUUUUCAGCCCCAGGGUUCGCUCUCUGGAACUCUACCACCAGCUUGUGGCUCUUGUGAUGGCCUACAGCUUUCAGGAACCACUGGAGGAAGAAGAUGAAAAGGAACCAAACUCCCCUUUGAUGGUGCCUGCUGCAGACAUACUAAACCACUUAGCCAAUCACAAUGCCAAUCUAGAGUAUUCUCCAAAUUGUCUCCGGAUGGUGGCCACUCAGUCCAUUCCUAAAGGCCAUGAGAUUUUCAACACUUAUGGGCAAAUGGCUAAUUGGCAACUGAUCCACAUGUACGGUUUUGUUGAACCAUAUCCUGACAACAAGGAUGACACAGCUGAUAUUCAGAUGGUGACAGUUCGUGAAGCAGCAUUACAAGGAACCAAAAUUGAAGCUGAACGGCUCCUACUGUAUGAACGCUGGGAUUUCUUAUGCAAACUGGAGAUGGUAGGGGAAGAGGGAGCCUUUGUGAUUGGGCGGGAGGAAGUGCUGACCGAAGAGGAACUGACUACCACACUCAAGGUACUGUGUAUGCCUGCUGAGGAGUUCAGAGAGUUUAAAGACCAGGAUGGAUGGGGAGAUGAUAAAAGGGAAGAAGACAGUCUGACAAUCACAAACAUUCCCAAACUCAGAGCAUCAUGGAGACAGCUUCUUCGGAACAGUGUUUUGUUAACCCUGCAAUCCUAUGCCACAGACUUGAAAAGUGAGCAAGACUUAAUCAGUAAUAAAGAGGUCUACGCCAAACUAAGCUGGAGGGAACAGCAAGCCUUACAGGUUCGUUAUGGUCAGAAGAUGAUCUUACACCAGUUGUUGGAACUGACAAGUUAGCAGCUUUGCUGUUGCCUGAAGAAGCAUCCAGAAGAACUUUAUAAUCUAAGCUGAUACUCAGUGAUGCGAAGAAAAAUUAGGGCCUUUUGCUUUGCUUUUUGUAUUAAAUGCCAAAAGGAAAAGUAGCAAAGUUGUUGUCUGGGAAGAACUCCAAGGUAAGAGUGAUGUGCUUAAGGGUCGGGAGCAGUAGACGUAGGAAUCACUGUCUGUUGUUACUAAGACUACUAAUAAGUUUUAUAGCUGUUUUAUUCUCAGUUUGAACAGUGA